Molecule: messenger RNA, 479 nt
Organism: Serpula lacrymans var. lacrymans S7.9
Lineage: Eukaryota; Fungi; Basidiomycota; Agaricomycetes; Boletales; Serpulaceae
Exons: 2
Coding region: 51-278 (75 amino acids)
Source: RefSeq, a predicted model, not a curated record
GGGCUUUGCCUGCUCGCUGUCGGCAACGAUAGGACCCCUGAAUUCUCUUUAUGUCAUUUCCCUCUGUUCGUCUCCCCAGCACGUCCAGUUCGUUGCGCGACGCCACCCCCGAAGCUCUCCCGAAGCUCGCCAACGAACUGUCUGUCACCUCGCUUCUUUCCCCGUACAAUGUCAAGUCUGUUUUAAGGAUGGUCAAGACGUUUUUUGUUCAGUCAGGUGCAAUGUACUGCUCCGUUCCCCGAUCUAUCCGUCAGGCUGCCCAAUGCCCCGUUCGCUGAGCCAUACGCCGACGACUAUAGUAGCCUAGGUCAGCAAGGGAGACACUGUGGGCCAAGCAGGGCAGAAGCAUCGAGAGAGAAUUGAUGGUUAGUCGCCUAUGAUCGGGAGGGAUACAGUAUCCUUUAUGUAACGUUAGUAGCUACUAGCCUAGCAGUACCUCUAAAAAAGAGCACCGUAAUGUUUAUUUAUUUAUUCACGUU